CAUCUGAAGCUUUUAAUAAUAAAUUUGACUACCUUUAUGAUGUUGUUACUAUGGAUUGGCAUUUCAUCAUGUAUACACCAGAAAAGAUUUACUGUGUAAAAGAAGACUAUUAUCUUCCACUCACUGAAGAUAUUUUAGAGGAUGAUAGAGGAUUUCUCCAGAAUUUAAAAAAGGUUAUGGAG
Funneliformis caledonium is the source of this 182-nucleotide messenger RNA. The record is from the annotation of a GenBank genome assembly. NCBI's taxonomy places the organism in Eukaryota, Fungi, Glomeromycota, Glomeromycetes, Glomerales, Glomeraceae.